ACGAAUCGCGAGUUCAUCGUGGAUUAUCGCGGCAAAGCAUCAGUAUCGUAAGAACUCUCGUGCUGUGCGGAAGUAAUUGGCCGGAAAGGCCUGAAUUUACAGCUUCAGACACCGUUCUCUCGUAAGGUCACCGUGAAAUUGUAAUUCAAGAAACGAUCAGACAACAUGACUACAGUGCAACCGGUCCAGUCAAAUGGAGUAAUAAAAGGGUUCGCAGUAAACGAUAAGGAAACCGUAAAAAAUGGUACUUAUGCGACUUGCACUGAAACCGGUCUUGACGGACCUGAACAAAUCCUUCCUACGGAUGACACGGUUACAUCACUCGCAAAUGGUCGCGUACAACUACUAUUAGAUAAUGACGGUAUAGCUUCAAAAAGACCCAUAUCAAUACCUGGUUUACUGAUGCAAACAGCUACCAAUUAUCCAAAUCAAAUUGCUCUGGUUACAAGGCCUGGUGACGACGGGAACAGGAAAAUAUACACUUACAAGGAAUACGAGAAUACAGUAAGAACCGUGGCAAAAGCUUUCUUAAAGUUGGGCUUAGAGAAGUAUCAUAGUGUCUGCAUUAUAGGAUUCAAUAGUCCGGAAUGGGUCAUUUCAGAUAUUGCUGCUAUAUACGCAGGAGGAUUUGGGGUGGGCGUGUACACUACAAACAGCCCGGAAGCAUGUGAAUAUUGCGCUAUAACUAGUCGUGCAAAUAUAAUAGUGGUUGAAGAUUCGCGGCAAUUAGAGAAAGUACUUAAAAUAAAGAAAAAUCUCCCCCACUUAAAGGCAAUUAUCAUGUACGAAGAGACACCACAGGAAAAAGAUGUGUUGGGCUGGGAUGAUGUACUUAAAAUGGGAGCAGAAGAGCCUGAUGAUAAAUUAAACGAAGCUCUGAAGAAAAUUGCAGUGAACGAAUGUUGCACUUUGGUUUUCACGUCAGGUACAGUUGGGAACCCGAAAGCUGCGAUGUUAAAUCAUGAUAAUUAUGUAUUUACUGCAUACACCACUGUUAAACAACUUAAUCUCCAGAUGGGAACCGAAAUUCUAGUUAGCUAUUUACCAUUAUCGCACGUUGCAGCACAGCUAGUCGAUAUAUAUUCCUGCAUGGCCGUUGCGGGCACGUUACAUUUUGCGGAGAAGACUGCACUUAAAGGUACUUUAGUCCAAACCCUAAGUUUAGUGCAACCUACUGUCUUCUUGGGCAUACCUAGAGUAUGGGAGAAGAUUUACGAAAAAAUGCAAAUAGUUGCCAGUAAUAAUGGAAUAAUAAAAACUUGGAUUUCGUCUUGGGCAAAAGCACAAGGACUUUACUACAAUCUGAAUAAAAUUAAUGGCACUGAUUACAAACACUGGGGUUACUUAUUUGCCAAAUGGCUAGUAUUUAACAAUGUGAAGGCAGCGCUUGGUUUCAAUAGAUGCCACAUUUUUCUGUCUGGGGCAGCACCUUUAAGUUUAGAAAUUAAGCAAUACUUCAUGAGCUUAGAUAUUCUUAUAUGUGAUGCAUACGGAAUGUCUGAAAGUAGUGGCCCACACAGUAUGUGUACUAAUUACGAAUACAGACUCGGUAGUAUUGGUAAAACAUUACCUGGAUUCGAAACAAAAUUGAAUAAACCAGAUGCUGUGGGUGAAGGGGAAAUUUGUAUGCGCGGUCGACACGUAUUUAUGGGAUAUUUAGGCGAAUAUGAAAAAUCCAUAGAUGCUUUAGACAAAGAUAGAUGGCUGCAUACUGGUGAUCUAGGCAAGAAAGACUCGGACGGAUAUAUAUUUGUAACAGGAAGAAUAAAAGAAUUGAUUAUUACUGCUGGUGGAGAGAAUAUAUCACCAGUUAACAUAGAACACUUAAUGUUAGCUGAAUUACCUGCAUUGAGUAAUGCUAUAUUAAUUGGAGAUGGAAAAAAGUAUCUUACCAUGUUGGUUAGUCUAAGGACUGAAAUGGAUGUUCAUACUGGUGCACCAAAAGAUACAUUUACAUCAGAUACAUUACGAUGGUUACAGUCUAUUGGAAGUAAAUCGAAAACAGUAGAUGAUGUUAUAAAAACUCAUGAUCCACUUGUGUAUGAAGAAAUUGAUAAAGCUAUUAAAAGAGUAAAUAAUAAAGUUAUAAGUAAUGCACAUAAGGUACAGAAAUUCCGAAUUUUGCCACAUGACCUCUCAAUUCCAACUGGAGAAUUAGGCCCAACACUUAAACUCAAAAGGAAUGUUGUUUACAAAAUGUAUGAAAGUUUGAUAGAAGAUAUGUACAAGUAAAUAUUUUAUACAUAAAAGUGCAAAAUGUGUCCUCAAGAGAUUGUUCCAAUACCAUUAAAAAAGUAAAUAUUGAAGCAACUGCAAACAUGCCUAUAUAAAGUGCUUUGAUAUUGAAGGUAAUUGUGAUAUUAUACAAGUAAACAACCUAACCUGUAAUGUAACAGUGAUUUAUUUUUUACACAUUUCAAAAAAUUAUUUAAAUUUCAAAACUAUACGAUUAUUACUUAAGUUGUAUAUUAACAUCAAAUGGUACUUUUUUGGUUAUUAAAUACUUUAAUAGAAGGAAAUAUAACUUAAGUAUAACUAAUUGUACGUUUUAUAAGAAUCUCUAUUCUUGUAUUGAACUGUGAAUUAUGUACAAAUUAUUCUUUAAAAUCGACAUAUAAUGUAUAAUAUAUUUAAGAAUAUGUACUAAAUAUACAUUAUAAUGUAAUUUAGAAAAGCAAAUCUUAUAUAUCUUUGGUAUGAUCAAAUUGAAAGUGUCACACUAAGAAGAUGUAUAGUUCGGGAAAUUUCAAUUGCGCGUGCGUCCCAAUUGUUUUUCAUUUCAUACUAUUCUAAUUAAACAAAAAUUUCAUACACAUACAUAUGUCCUUUUGGCGUGACACUUUCAAAAUUAUAUAAUUUGUUGUAACAACGUAGUUUGUUACUAAUAUAUUAGUUUCUUUGACAAUAAAUGUUGGUCUGAUUAUUUUUUAUUAUUCGAUCAAAUAUAAAGUGAAAAAAAAAAUAAACUAAGUGGAGUUAAAAUUUUCUCAAAAUAUGGUAAUAGAUAAGUGCCUCUAUGAAUAAAAAAUGUGACAUUAGUAUAAACAUGAAUUUGUAAGCAAACAUUAUUGUUAACAAUAAUGUGUAUUUACCAAAGUACAUAAAUAUAAAUAAACAAUUUAAUAGUACUGAACAGAACUAAAAUAUAUUCAGUACUAUCAUACUAUUCAUGUAUGUAUAAGAGAGCACUGUGUUGAAUGCAUCAAUGGGUAACAUUACUUAAAUCAUGCAAGGAAUGCAGAAAUUAAUUUAUGUUUAGAAAUGUAAAACAUUAAAGUAAUCCAAACACUUCUUUUAAGUAAACACAACGAAUUUCUCUGUACAUUCUCACUACUGUUUAUUUUCUUAUGAUAUUUUAUAAUUAUGCAAAGUGUAUUGUAAUCAAAUGAGGAAAUAAAUAAUAACUGAAAAUA
Hylaeus anthracinus is the source of this 3413-nucleotide messenger RNA. RefSeq names its product long-chain-fatty-acid--CoA ligase ACSBG2 (gene bgm). The transcript has 13 exons. Bases 166 to 2232 code for a protein of 688 amino acids. Gene Ontology annotation, molecular function: long-chain fatty acid-CoA ligase activity. Gene Ontology annotation, cellular component: endoplasmic reticulum; membrane. NCBI's taxonomy places the organism in Eukaryota, Metazoa, Arthropoda, Insecta, Hymenoptera, Colletidae. The record is from RefSeq and is a predicted model, not a curated record.